Molecule: messenger RNA, 1854 nt
Organism: Enterobius vermicularis (human pinworm)
Lineage: Eukaryota; Metazoa; Nematoda; Chromadorea; Rhabditida; Oxyuridae
Source: the annotation of a GenBank genome assembly
AUGUCACUUUGGGAGACCCACACGUGCAGUUGGAAAUUUUUUGGAACUCUCCACUCUUUUCAGGCAUUAGCACUAAGCAAGUAUUUAACUUCAUUAUUUUAUUUGAAAUGCCGCGAAACCUGCAACCGAAGAUUGCAUCAUUCCUACUGUCAAGACCUCGUUUUUUACAAACUCAGCUAUUGUGGAGAAUGCGAUAACCCGGAUCAGAGAAUGACUCAAGACAUUGAAAAAUUAACUCGAAUUCUGGCGGAAGAUCUUUUCAGUCCAGUAAUAAUGGCUCCAUUUAUAAUAACUUAUUAUACCUACCUUACUAUCAAAAGUGCCGGUUGGUUUGGUGCAAUAGCCAUUUACUUGUAUUUUACCAUAUCCACAGUUGCAAAUAAAUUCCUUUUGUCCCCUGUUGUCCGUUAUGGGAUGCAACAAGAAAAUAAGGAGGGAGACUUCAGCAGUAUAGCUAACAGGAUAUCUUCGUUUUCGAAAGGCGCUAAUUUCAGAACUAAACAUUUGGACGUACAAACAAAUUCCGAAGGGAUUGCUUUCUAUAACGCCGGAACUACGGAAGAAUGGUUGAUUAAUGGAAAACUUCAAUCUCUUAUUGAUGUCCAGAAAAAGCUAGCUCUUUGGAAAUCGUUUCUUUGCUUAAUUACAAGUUUUUUUGAUUAUGGCGGAGUAACUUUAACUUACCUCAUAAUUGCUGUCCCGACAUUUUUGACGCAUCAGUAUGAUGAGUUCAGCGGUGCGCAGUUAGCCGGGAUUGUUAGCAAGAGUGCAUUUAUUUACCUCUAUCUCAUAUAUAGUUUUUCACGCGUUGUUUCUCUUGCGGAGCACUUUGGAGAAAUGUCGGCAGUAGCUCACAGAGUUAUUGGUUUGCAUGAAGAGUUACAGAAGCUUAAAAAGGCUGCCAGUGGUCCGAAUUGUAAGACUGAUCAAAAUGAACCUGAGAUUGUAGUUGGCGGUGCUCAACACACUGUUACUAAUAAUAUGCAGAAUGAUGUCGCCUUGAAGGACGGCUCAACAAGGUUAGAAGAGUCUGAUGGCGAGGAAGAUGCGUUACUCCAGAGCACAAAUAGGGAACCACCUAAACAGCAGCGGAGUGUGUCAAUAGCUGUUGCUUUAAAAGAAGUAGAUAUUAAAAAAAUCGAUGAUUCUUCUCUAUUAAUAGGAGGUCUUACUCUAAAAGUGAUAAGGGGUGAGAAAGUUUUAAUUACUGGAGAGAGCGGCACAGGAAAAAGUUCACUUCUACGGGUCAUCGCUGGACUUUGGUCCCCAAACACAGGCAAAAUGAAACGGUUUUUGACCAACACUGUGGAAAAUAUGAUUUUUCUUCCUCAGGAUGGAUACUUUCCUCGCGGACAAACCAGUCUUUUACAACAGUUGGUAUAUCCGCUUGUAGCCGACAACGGUUCCCACGACGAGGCGUAUUUCAAGAAGCUUUUGGAGGAAGUCGACUUAGUGCAUCUUGUCGAGCGCUUUGAAUCUCUACAAAAACCGUUUGACGGCAACUGGUUUAGUUUUUUUCAAUGUUGUUUGCAUCAUGCAGGCGAAGAGCGUUACUGGUUAGAGAAUGAUAUGGAAGUGAAUGUAUCAAUGUGUGCUACUUUGUCCAAGGGCGAGCUACAACGACUUAGUAUUGCGCGUUUACUCUAUCACAAACCAAAGUUUGCAUUUCUUGACGAAUGUACAAGUGCUGUGAGCGAGGAACUUGAGACUAAGCUGUAUAAUUCAAUCUUAAAAAGUGGCAUAACUUUUGUUUCAACUGGACAUCGUACUAACUUAAGACGGUUUCAUGAUUAUGAAUUGCAUCUGGAAGGGAAUGGAAGAUGGAAUUUAACCGCAAUAGGAAAAUCUACGUAG